Molecule: messenger RNA, 564 nt
Organism: Mangifera indica (mango)
Lineage: Eukaryota; Viridiplantae; Streptophyta; Magnoliopsida; Sapindales; Anacardiaceae
Exons: 4
Coding region: 1-564 (187 amino acids)
Biological process (GO): protein folding
Source: RefSeq, a predicted model, not a curated record
AUGAAAAUGAAAAUUCCAUUUUUUUGGUUACCGUUAAUCCUUCUCCUCUUCUUGGUGGUGGGAUGGAGUGAGGCAGGAAAGGCGAAAGUCCAAAUAACGGAUGACCUCGACGACGUCGUUGAUGAUGAAGAAGAUGAAGCUUGGAAGGAAUGGGGGAAGAAAAAGCCAUCCGUUCCUGAAAAAUUCGAUCCCCCAAAAAUUGAUUACGACACAAUGAGUUUGUCUGAGAUCCAGCACGAGAUCAUGAGCCGUCAGUAUGGCCCCGUUUUCGGCUUCGUUAAGCUCCGAUUAGGAACUCGCCGGACUCGGGAAACAGUGACUGAAACGACAAAGAGAUGGACACAAAUUCUAAAAACUGGAGGUAUUGAAGCGAAUUUCGCGGGUGUUGAUGUUAAUACCGUCAUGUUUACCCUGCAAAGAGGCCUGGACAACUUGGAGUUGAAAGAGUUUUUCCUCAAUCAACCAGAAGUUUAUGAAGUUAAGAUAGGAGAUCAACUUUUUCGAAGACCUGGAGAUCCUCCUUUAGAACAAGAAUCGGAGUAUAAAAUAAAUUGGUACAAUUGA